Cryptotermes secundus is the source of this 12949-nucleotide messenger RNA. Its product is annotated as DNA-dependent protein kinase catalytic subunit. Gene Ontology annotation, cellular component: nucleus. Gene Ontology annotation, biological process: double-strand break repair via nonhomologous end joining; intrinsic apoptotic signaling pathway in response to DNA damage; telomere maintenance. Gene Ontology annotation, molecular function: protein binding; DNA-dependent protein kinase activity. Lineage: Eukaryota; Metazoa; Arthropoda; Insecta; Blattodea; Kalotermitidae. The transcript has 55 exons. Bases 88 to 12069 code for a protein of 3993 amino acids. The record is from RefSeq and is a predicted model, not a curated record.
GUUAGGCAGUAAGCAAUAAAGUUAAGCACGUAGGUUUCGCACGUUGGUGGUUAAAUGCUAAACCGGUGAGGAAUUUUGAAAUGUUUCAUGAUGGGAAGUGAAUUGAUUGGUUUUGUAGAAGUUAUAAACAGCUGCAUAUCUGGAAAUCACUUGAAUAAGUACAUUGAGGCUAAAAGUAACAUCAGUAAUAUUAUAAGCUAUUUUGAAGACAAGCGGAAGCGGACGGAUUUGGAUGGAGCAUUUACAGUUUUAUUUGAUAAGAAGACUGGGAUUUUACAGUUCAUUCAGAAAGCACUGAAACAAGAUGCCUUCACUGAGGCUAUCAAGGAAUCAUUUACAUUGCUGAAACAGUUAAUUGAUGUCUUCAAAGAAAGAAUGUCAUGCCAUGUUGUCCAAAUUAAGGAUCUAUGCAAGACUUGCAUAUUGCUGGAGAAAAAGGCAGAAGAGAAAGAUAAAGCAUUUGAUGUGAUCCAGUCUGUCCUGGAGAAUGGACCUUGGAAUGACAAUCUGAAUGUAGAUGAACUCUUUGACAAACUUAUUAAUCCAUUCAAGAGUAACAAAAGCAACACAAUGCCAGCAAAAGUGGUACAGAAGCAUCUCCAUAUACUGGGUAUAAUUGUACAUAAAUAUCCAGAAUGCUUAAGGCCAGAGGAGACACGUCUUCUACUCAGAAUAUAUCUGAGUGAACUGGAAAUGCAGACGUCUCAUGCAACUGCUGUCAAAUAUCAAAUAAUUGCUGGAUGUCUAAAUGGACUUACAGAGUUCUUGUAUGUGUUCCCAUUAAAACCUCAGGAAAAAGAGGCCCGGAGGAUCUAUGAUUGUGUGACAGCAGUGGCUCGGAAGCAUAAGGAAAUGAGAGUUGCACCAAGAUGUGCCUUGGGAUUGAUUCAAGCACAUGGAGGGCAGCUGGCCAAAUUUUUAUAUGAUGAGUACAAAUUUUGGCAUGAAUUUCUUUUGAAAUGGAUUAACUCAGCUGGAGAAGAUCACAAAGCUGGUGUUUCAGCCCUUGAUGUGUUCUAUAAUCAAGUAGCCUCUAUUCUUAAGGACAACACGUCAGAAACAGGACACCAUGUAUUUUUGUACUUCAUUAAUUUCUUCAAAAACAAGAUGUUAAGCAGUAGUACCUCUUCUUAUGAUAUGAAGCUUGUUAUAAAAGCGUUCGGCUUAUUUGCUGCUCCCUGUCGUGUUUAUAUGACACCACAGGAUGUAUUAUACAUGUUCACUGUCGUGAUGCAGCGUGCAGAACAAAUAUAUUUCAAAGAAGGUGAUAUAAGUAAUGCAGAUCUUCAAAACCUCCCUGAUUACAUCGAAUCAUUGUCUAGUAUAAUGAGACAGUUGAGUGCUGUGACAAAUGAACAGUUGGUAGCUUUGCAGUGCCUCACUGUGCAACUGAUAGAGAACUUUCCCAAGUUGCCCAAACCUUUCCACUGGCUUGCCAUUCGUGCCAUUACUGUGACUCUGUCCAGUCUUGCAGAAAGUGGUGGCACAUUUCUUGAAGAGUUUCUGUCAAAUGUGGUGUAUCAAGGAAUAAUCCGUUCCUGUAAGCACCAAAUUGCUAUAGAUGUGGAACUUCAAAAGGGUCAGUUUCAUGAAAAUGUCUUCACAUAUAAAGACUAUAUACCUCUAUGGAAGGAAUUACUGAGUGUUAACAACUUUCAGAAGAGAAGUACUUCACUGACACAGACACAACUGAUAGUUGUCAAAGUGUAUGAUAAACUUGUCAACACUGUUCUUGUAUUGAUGAAGAAGCUGGACUUAAGUACUCGGAAAAAAACAAAUAUAGAAGCUUUAAGUACAUCAGGUGGGGCUAGUGAAGCAGACAUUCCAGUUCUUGAUCCUGAAUCUGGACUUGAAGCUAACAACCGCAAAGAUUUUCAAGUCUUUAUCAACUUGGUGGAUCUGACGAGAGAUGUGCUUAUGAGUGUUGAUUGUAGCCAGUUUGAAAAAUGGAUUCAGCCAUUCUUUUACAAAGUUAUUUCUGAAUCGUCUAAUAAACCUCUAGUCAGUGGCUUUUAUAAGUUGCUAACUGUUGCUCUUCAGCUUUGUGAUCGGCUGCAUUAUUUCAGUGACUAUGGAGAUAUGCUGAACCAGCCUACUGAACAAAAGGCCUCCUACUCACUUUUGUGCAGGUUCCUUCAGGAACUUUUGAUUCGGCUGCAACAGUACAAGAAUGAUUUGCAAGUGGCAUGCCUGGAGACUGUGAUAGCAGCUCCAGUAGCUUUGGUUGUACCUCUGUUACCACAUGCAGUACCAGCUUUUGAGGUAAUAUUCCGCGUGGGUCGAAGUAUGUUACCCCUAGCUCGUCUUGGUCUUUCUGCUUUAGAUAAAUGGUACUGCACAUUACCAUCACAUUUGGUGACUCCACUUCUUAUGCAGGUCUUGCCCUAUCUUGAUCCAUUCUUGCGGAGCCAAGGUGUGGCCAGUGGUCAGGAUGUGAUUAUUGAAAAGGAAUUAAUGGUUCUUGGAAGAAGAAAUCGAACAAACUAUAGUCAGAAUAAGAAAGUGGCCAGGAAAAAAAUUAUUGAGCAUCCAGAAUCAGAGCUUUCUCAGCUUCAGCAUGAGAUAAUCAGUUUCCUUGGCCAGCUGGACAGCACCACAUGCUUGGCACUUCUGAAGGAUCCGCAGCAGGAAGAGGAUGUUAUCCCAUGGGCUACAUGUCUGCAACAGCCACUUGUAUUUCCUUUGCCUUUCAAGGACAUGAAGCUAAAUAUUAACUUAGAAAAGUUGAUUCCUCGAGUGGUGGAACUGGCAAUGACAUCAAGUGAUCGCUAUACUCGUUUCACAGCUUGUGAACUAUUGCAUGGUAUUGUCAUGCUUAUUUUGGGUUCAGGCCAGGAAGCCCAAACUUCACAUCCAGAUAAGUAUUCUGAACUAUUUAGGAAGCUGUCAUUACCAUUGCUGAAGUUGGGAUGUGAUCCAGACCCAGCCAUCCAUAGGUUGUACAACCUGUUAGUUCUGCAACUUGUGCACUGGUAUUCCAGCAAGUUCAAACUUAAGAGCAAGGAAGUAGAAAUUUUAAUCCAAACACUUAUGGAUGGAAUAACCCACCCCACUGACACAGCAUUGAGGGAUUUUUCAGCAAGAUGUCUUCAUGAAUUUGUAGUGUGGUCUGUCAAGCAGGGUUCACAUGUAAAUAUUAAAUAUGUAAUGAAGCAAAUCUACUCUUUCUGUCUGCAUCCAUGUCCUUCAAAGCGCUUAGGUGCAGCCUUGGUUUUGAAUAGUGUUUACACAGUGUUACGGGAGGAGGAAUCAGUUGUAAAUCAGUUCUGGCUAGAGCUGCUGUACCAUAUGGUCAUGAACCUGUCACUUUCAGAAGAAACAGACUCAAUACUUGGGGGUCAGGAACAAGUAGUUACAGCUGUAAAUCACAUUGAAAGAGUACUGAAAGAAAAGGCAUCUCUCUUCAAUAAAGAAGACAACAUUCGUAGAAAGCCACCGGAGUUUGAAGGAAUUCUGUUGAAAGAUGCUGUGUCAUGGUUGCUGUUGAAGUGUGGUACAGUUCAAGUGGAAUGCAGACACAAGUGCAUGGAACUGGUGUAUGUAUUGGCACCAUUGCUGCCAGUUUGUAAAUCUGGAAGUGAAUUUGUGAGUUGGUAUGCUGCCACUCACUCUUGGACAUCCAUAAUCCGAAUAUGUGAAGGCAGUAAAGAAAGUGGAGGGAUAACAGUCACUCCUACUCUGAAACAUUUAAGAAACGAAGUGGCUCUUGUCUAUGUGGUACGCUGGCUACGUAUGGUUCUCACCAGCUUUGACUGUUAUGUGUGGCUGUUUGGUGAGGAACUAGUGAAACCUUCUGUGCUGUGGGGGACUGAAGGCCUGGACAAUACAAGUGAAACAAGGAUAUUUGAAGCUGCAGUAUAUUUCAUACAGCACGUGUGUCACCGUGAUGCAAGUUCUGUAACUUGCUUGUUGAGCACUGACACUAAAGAUGUCCUUGAAAUUACUCCUUGGGAAGCAGAGAGUUUUGACAGAACUAAGUGCUUCGUCACUAUCCGCCUGCUGGACAUGAUAUCUACUGUUCUGAAAAGUGGUGAAGCAGGUUGUUUACCCCACUCUCUGCUGAAUCUGCAGUUGUGGCAGCUGAUUGUAGCAUGUGUGCUGCAUCCAGGCAGUCUUGGCUUUGAUUUAUAUAACACCGAGGUUACGGAUGGUCUUCCAAAGAAUUUAAUACAGCUAUUAGGAGUAUUACAAGAAACACUGCCAUCUUCGCAAUUGGAAGAAUUGAAUUCAGAACUUGGGAAAGCUGUAAGCAGUAUGCAAACUGAUGUGCUAAGUAAUCUACAAGACUCGUUGAGAAAUGAUAAGGUUACGCUUGAACAGAGGCAGCUUCUCAAGGGAUUAGAGAUUCUUCAUAAAUGUGGCAUGCUCAGUCAUAUUGUAAAGGAACUGCCAAACCAGUAUGGACUUGAUGGCAAUCAGAUUGUAAAGCACUUGUUUUCUGCAUUGGUUGAAGGCCAAGGUGACAUGAAGCGGACUGUUGUGCUGCAGCCAGCAGCCUUCUCUUAUGCAGAAUCUCUUCUCAAGUUUGCAUUUUUACUUAAUAAAGAGGUAACUACUGUAAUAUGCUGUAUAAAGGAGCAGGCCAGCAUCCAGAACCCUGCUACUCAUUCAUCUGUACUACAUGGUGACUAUUUCUUUGUCACAUUUCGCUCUGCCAUUCUGGAACACAUGUUGGCAUGUUUUGAACAUUCUGUUAGUUGCCUUAUAAAAGACAUCAGUGCAAAUAAUGUGCAAUGGGUAAUAAGCACUGUGACAGAAAUAUUACAAUACUAUGCCAAAAUCAGAAAGAGUAAACAUCAAGACAGCACUACAUUAUGUGCAUUUGAGAGGAGCAUAGUGAACCACUGGAACAAACUAAGCAGUUUUGUUGAAGGUAAUUCAGAACAAGUAUAUCAGCUUCUGGGUCUUGUGGUUAAUUUGGCAAGAAUUAUGCCACAACCAGACAGAGGACUUGCUAGGUGUGAGGCCCUUCAGAAGUGGGUUAUAACACAACUCACUUCACGGGAUUUACAGCUUCACUACAAGAGCAGAGCUCUGGAUCUUUUGGUAUGUCUUGCAGGCCCACAGGAGGAUACCAAUCAAGAGCUAAGGUCUGCUUUGCAAACAUUGAGAGAACAGCAUUUUCCUCAGCUGUCAACUGAGCUCCACUCAGGGAGUGUAGGUUAUUCUGGUUUUGUGAAUGCAUUCCGUAAGAUCUUACGAGGACUGGAAGAGUCGGGAAGUUGUGUGAUAUUGCUUAGUGUGGUAGCCAUGGCAGCCAGUGAGUCACAACAUGUGCUUGAAGACCAAAUACAGAAGAGUUUACAGAUAUUCAUAAAAAGGUUGGAAGACAAACAACAGGUGAAGGCAAUUGAAGCUGUUUUUAAAGUAUUUGUUGAUGAUCAGUAUGAUCCAAGUGUUCGUUUGGGCUGUGCCCAAAGAUUUGUUCGACCUCUCUUACAAGGCUGCAGAAGAAGUGCUGCUCGUGAAUUCUACAGGCAUUGCAUACAAGACCUGCAGGGUAUGCUUAAUGUUACGUUGGACUGCCGUGGUCAGUUACAAACAGAGCAUCAACUGGUUGGAAGAAUAGGUGCCUGGAAUAUACUUGAACCAUUAUUUGUGCAUUUGGAAAGCAGUGAGCUAGAGAGUAAGGAAUGUGUCAUUACAGCAGCAGCUUUCCCUGGUGCUGUCAAAACUGGCAAGGAGCUUAUAUCGGACCUCACAUCCAGAGCUUACAAAUACCGCAGUGAAACUCUGCAUGAUAAUCUGACAGGAAACGUACAGUUGGUUGAGUUAUUCCGACAGUCUCAGUGUGCUGCAUUUAAUACUCUGGUUGCCAUAAUCAGCAAUGUCAAGUGUGAACUCAGGUUUUUCACUGGACUUCUGUUCAGUGAGAACAAGGCGAAGGAGGUGCCAUGGGGAAAACUGGUGAACUGCAACAAGGAGUAUGCCUUGGCGCUAGACUGGGAAGAGAUUCCAGCACGCAGGAAACAGCUAGUGAGCAUUCGUUGCCAGGCCCGUGCUCAGAGAAGGGAAACUCUUGGUUUUGCAUCACAGUCAGUCCGUUAUAUCCCAAGUGCAUCACAGUACCUAUUCGACAGUACACUUAAUGAAGAUGUCACACUGUUUGACUUCAGUACGUCUGUGGUUAGCACAGAAGCUAGGCCAGGACAUGAUGAAAAGACACCAAAAGAGUCGGGUGCAGAGAGCACUGAGGUGAUCUUGGAGUCAGAUGAUCUCAACAUGCAUGAAUGCAUGGCUACUCUGUGUGGUGUGAUUGAGCACAUGGUGGAUCAGGGAAUCUCUCCAACACCUGAUGCAGAAACAAAAGAUGCAGCACUUCCUCCUUGGAUGGAAAGUAUGCGGAAAUGCCUCAGUGAUUACAGCCAACCUCGCAAUAUCAGACUUUUUCUACUGAAAAUUAUUCUAAAUGUGGAAUCUAAAUUCCAUCCAUACGCACAUCAUUGGAUGAACUCUAUUUUGAAGGCAAUAACUGAUGGAGUUGUAGGCAGGGCUCCCAAUUACUUGCUGUCAGAUACUGUGGCAAUGUUGGCAGAUUGGUGUAGAAAAACAACAUCCUUACCUGCAAAAAGUGAUCAUCAUCUAGUAAGCCAAUUACUGUAUUUGCUGAUAAGUAAGGUGCAUCAUGAUCGCAGGGAUGUGUUCAAACACAAUUUGGAGCUUAUCCGCACUGUAGUUGAAUUGUGGAAACCAAAUUUUGAUAUACCUGUUCAGCUGCUUUAUGACAUGAUUAUGAAACAUGACAGGAAAGAUCCUACAGUUUCUGAACCAGGGAUUCAAGUAGCAGCCAUUAUUUUGGCCAAUCGAUUGGAGCCUUGGAGCAGCACAGGAAAACUGCAAUUCCUACGUGCAUUGUUAAGAAAUAUAGACACUGAGAAGCGAAGCAUCUUUCAGUCAAGUGCUGAAGUGGCAGGCAUGGCACUUGAACUACUGGCUGCUAAUGGAAGUGGAAUGCUGGAGGGUGAUGAUGCAGAGUUCCUCUCUGGGAUUGUUGACAAGUUAAAUUUAACCAAAGAUCAGUCAAAGGACAAGUUCCUAACUUGCUUAUUUGCCGUCCAAGAAUACUAUCCACGCAUAGUGGAUGCAUUUAUGAAUCAUGUACUGUUUCAUUUACCGAAGACGUACGGCAUAUUUAGAACAAUGUGUCUGAAGAUAGUGUACUCAAGAUUAGAAAUUCUUGGUGAUGAUACGUAUGCAGAAAUGAAGAGUAAAAAUUUAUUUAAGACAUUAAGUGACCGCGAUCCUGAUCAACAGAACCUUGCUCUCAGUAUAGUUCAUAAAAUGGUACCUCAUUUGAAACCUGAGCAGUUGGAGGAACUUGUACAUGAGAUUUGUAAGUUUGAAACACAGCGGAGUGUAAAGUGUCGAUCAGUGAUGUAUGAAAUUCUGAAGUGGAUUUAUGAUCACUGUCAGGAUAUUGGAGGGGUACUUAUAGAAGAAGCAAAGGGAAUACUGCUUAAGGGAUUGAGAGAUGAUGAUCCACAUCUUCAGGACAGCAUUUUUGAGUAUUGGAACAGUGAUGCACAGCAGCGAGAUGCAUCUACAUCUGAUCGGCUGCUUUUCAUUUUAACUGAUCUCUACUGUCCAGCUACAGAGCAUAUUUUCCUUGGCUAUUCAACACAGUAUCUAUUAGAAGCUACAGCUGGGACCCCUGACUACAAUCAGAAAAUAUUCAAAGAGCCAUUGCAAAAAUGUCAGUUUGAAGACUUCAGAAUGCUUUUAUCAUGGCGUGCCCAGAAUGCCACAGUUGCACCAAUGUUUGCAGAUACCCUGGCAAGUCAGCUUAUUCAGACCCAAUCCCUGAGUGGCACUGGAGAGCAUACUGGUGCAGGACCCCUCUUAAGAGCAACACAAGCAAGUUUAGCUUUCCAGCCUACUAUAGAGCAAAGUGGAAGCAGUAUUGGUAGCUUGCCAUCAUUUAGCUUGAGUUCUAGCUUGCUCUUCACCACUGGCAGUUCUUUUGAAAACCAAAGAAAAUCGUACAAGAUGGGACCAGGUUUUGGCAGUAGCAAGUUACAACCCAUACCAGAGGUGUCUGAUGAAGUGGAUAGUCGCUCUGAUCGUUUGGCUCCAAAUUUGCAUCGAAGGUUUCUGCGUCGUGAUGAUCAAAAGCGGAUCUUUCAUGCUAGUCGGGAAAUUCAACGCUCAGCUAGGCAACAAGAGCUAGAACAAGAAAGAGGUCGCCGCCUUGAAGCAAAUAUAGCAUCUUUCCGUGAAUAUCGCUCUGGGGAUUUCCCAGACAUUGAAAUAUCCUAUUCAGCUAUUAUCAAACCAAUGCAAGAACUUGCCAAGCGGGAUGCAGCAGUUGCUCGCCACUUAUUUGUGUUGCUGUUUGAUGGCUUGUUGGGAGAGCUAUAUGAUGAGAAGGAGGUCUAUACACAGAAAGUUCAGAAAGCAAUGGGAAGCAUUGUGAGCACUACCAAGGACUAUACAACUAUGGUUAUGGGCGCUGUGAUGGAAAUUGCUCUGUGUCAUAGCAGAUAUAUUACACUGCAGGCAGAGGACAUUACGACAGUAUCACGGUUUAGUGGAUUACUGGCUUUGGGCUGCCUGUCAUUAGAGGAGAUAUUAAUACAGAAGGAUACUGUUAGUGAAGCUGGGUCUUCCAAGCGCUCCAAGACAUUUGAACCAUCCACUGAAGAAAUUCUUUGGCUUUCACUGGCUGACCUGUAUAAACAUAUGGAUGAAUGGGAUGUGGUUCGAGGAAUAUUUCACAAGUAUCUCAACUGUGGAGAGAAUGUCCAUAAGGCCCUAAAGUGGGAAACAUCAGGCCAUUGGGAUAAAGCCAGAAUGGAAUAUGAGGCUGCACUCUCUUCUAUGGAUGAUCAAGACGGUUUGAGUGACUACUAUUAUGAAGCACUGUAUAAGUGCCUGGCCCACCUGUCAGAUUGGAAAGGAUUGAACAAUCAAGUGAGAAGGCAGGUUGAGAACAACUUGGAUCAGUUGUGGACAGAUGAAUGGUUACAGGAAAAGCUGCUUCCUCAGAUACUUUUGUCUGAAAUUCAAAUGAUGUUGGACAAAGGCGUUGACAGCAAAAGGGAACAGUUCCUUCAGCAAGUUGACAGAUGGUUGAGAGACAGAGAUAAGAGUGAUUACCUUUCAAGUCACUACUGUGAGGAACUGGCUGCAAUAUUUCUUAUACAGGAUAAAUUAGAUCAAGCCCAGCACCAAGUAGAACAUAGUUUGACAAUGUUUCUUGAUAGUUGGGCAGCACUGAACCCUUCUUCACAUAACUUGCGCACUAAGCAACUUCUGGACCUCCAAAAGACUGCAGAGUUAAAGGCCUGCCUGGCAUUUGCCACAAAUGGUGAACACUCAAAGCAAGAAUUAUUAGCAAAAGAGCUUGUAAAAAGGUGGAACAAGAAUGUUCCCAGUGCCUUUGACUCUUUGCUUCGUUGGGACAUUAGAGCGAUGUACAGGAAGAAAUUCACUAAUCGGAUUGACCAGAUGCUGGAGAAUACAGGUGCAUCAAAUGCUCUGAGCCGUACGGAGCUAGCCAUGGUAGAUUCAGCACUCUACCAGGAAAACUUCUACAUUGCAAGGAAGUAUUUGCGUGAAGCACGAGAGAAGAUGUCCAAUAGUGGUACUGACAUGGAACUCCAGUGCAGUUUAGCAUACAGCAAGGCGAAGUGGCUUCAAGCACAGCUUAAGAACACAACUGAUGAGAAGCUGAAGUUAGGAUUAGACUCUUGGAGUGUGAUAGAAGAUCAAAGAUUUGAACAGUAUCCUAUGCUGCAUGCAGAAACCCUGCAGCAUGUCUCUGUAAUGGCAGCAGGAAUAUUGCAACAACUUGAACAGCAGCCAGGUGUGUUGACAAAGCUUCCAGCAGCUGAGGUAAAGAAAUUGGCUGACAGAAUUGGAGCACCAGAUUGCAGCCAAGAUACACUCAUGCAGAACUUGAAGCAGUAUGGUCUUAGCAGUCUGAAGACAGCAGCAGAGGUGGUUACUCCUAGAGGCAACUCAGAGCAAGCUGUUGCCAAGGCGUACCUUCAGGUUGCAAAGUAUUGUCGGGCUCACUCUAACACUUCACGAGAAGAUAACUUUGGCACUGACAUAGUGACCUCCAUCUUGAGAGCAAUGAGGUAUGGGUCUAAAGAUGCACGCCAGCUGUUCCCAUGCCUUUUACAGUUACCUGGACUUGACACUUCUUUGUCUGAACUAUUCCAUAAAGAGAGCAGUGCUGUUCCUGUAUGGAUGUUCCUGGGCUGGGUGAACCAGUUGCUAGCUUGUCUUGGCACUCCUGUAGGCCCAGUGCUGCAUGACAUCAUUCUCCGUCUAGCUGAGACAUAUCCCCAGUCCCUCAUCUAUGCUUUUCAGCUGAGCCGAGAGAAGUACAACUUAGAGAGUGGUCAUGUAAGCUUGAAGGCCCUUGUUGAUCAGUUAGCUAGUUUACUGUUCACUGAUCCAGUGAUUGACAUCUUCCUAAGAGCAUUUUCGUGCCUUGGUCAGCCACGUAAAAUGCUCUACCAUUUUGUGGAGAAGCUUGAACAGCUCUUAAAUGCUAAAAGGCCAAAUUGUGACAGUCUGCAUCACAUGUAUGAUACAAUGAUGAAGGAACUGUUUCCAAGUUCUUAUGGGAAAAUACAUGGUGCUUUAUUUAAAGAUAUACAGGAAUACAGAAAACGGCUGGAAAAAGCAGAGUCAAAUAUCAAAUGUGGAAAUAAGAAAGUUCUUAAAGACAUAUGCUUUAUCAAGGAAAAACUGAAAUAUAUUAUCCAAGAUAUUAAGCCUCCCGUGCAGUUGAAGGACUACAGUCCCUGGCUCAGUGAAUUCCAGGGAGGCAAACACUGUUUCUUGGAACUGGAGAUACCUGGCCAGUACACUGGAGAAAGCAAACCACUUAUCCAGCACCACGUUAAGAUUGCUGGCUUUAAACAGACAGUUGUGCCUAUGAAAACAUUAAGGUUGCCACUGCAAGUUACAAUUUUUGGUAGUGAUGCCAAGGAGCAUCAGUAUUUGGUCAAAUUUGGGGAGGAUCUUCGUCAAGACCAGAGAAUUGAGCAGCUGUUCAACCUAAUGAAUAAAAUACUAGACCAAGAUCCUACUUGCAGACAUAGGAACUUGUCAAUAACAACUUACCAGGUUGUUCCUCUUAGCAGUCACCUUGGGAUUAUACAAUGGGUGGAUGGCACAGAAGCUCUGAAAGGUCUUAUGUUGGGUGUCCUCGACAAAAAUGAGAAGGAAUCUUAUAAGAAGUCCUGUGAAGAGCAUUGCAAAUGGAUAUCUAAGCCAUGUAAUCCGCAGUGCAGCUUUUAUGAAAAGUAUGGUGAGGCACACAUGAAGUACUCUCCAGAGGAAACCAGUGCUGAAUUCAGAAAGAAAGUGAAUAUGAUACCUUGGGACAUCAUGAGGCGUGCACUUCAGCGUUUGAGUGUAUCUCCAGAGUCAUACUUCAUACUUCGUCAGAGUUUUGCGUGUAGCUAUGCAGUAUUGUGCAUAGCACACUGGCUACUGGGGAUUGGUGAUCGCCAUUUGAGCAACAUUUUGGUGUCAGUGAAAGAUGGACGGUGUGUGGGUAUUGAUUUUGGUUCUGCAUUUGGGACAGCAACACAGUUCCUACCUGUACCUGAAUUAAUGCCCUUCAGACUUACACCCCAUAUUGUCAGCUUAUUGCAGCCACUGGAAGAAACAGGAUUGUUUCGUGAAACUAUGAUUCAUUGUUUGCGUACCCUACGCAACAACUAUGAUAUGCUGCUGGCUACAAUGGAGGUGUUUGUACAAGAGCCAUCAAUUGACUGGCUGGAAUUUGCCUCUAGACAUGAAAGUCUAAACAAGAAGUCACAUGAAGAGUCGCAAACCUGGUACCCUCAGCAAAAACUAGACUUGGCUAAACUGAAGCUGGAGGGUGCAAACCCAGUGACUAUUACUACUGAAGAGUUAAAAGCAGGCUUCAAGGACUCCAAAUACCUUGCAAAGUUCCUGGAAUGUGUGAAAGGCCACAACAGUGUGAGAUCCCAAAUGCCAUCGUAUCAGCUAUUGCCAGAGGAGCAGGUUGACAGUCUCUUGGAUCAAGCUACAGAUUACAACAUCCUGGGUAAAACCUGGCAAGGAUGGGAACCUUGGAUGUGAGUUUGGUCUUCAUUGAAAUUACUGUUGAUUUGAUGGAACAUGUGAGAUGUGUCAAAAUAACAAUCCCAUUAAAAAUGGCGCAGUUGUUGUGCAACUUUGUUACCACUGUUUACUGUUGAUUUACAUACAUAUACUAGUAGAACACUGUAAUGAUAGUAUUAUUUUGGCAUUUAUGAACCAUGAGUUACUUGUAAAUUUUGUAAUGUUUAGAACUACUGCAUUUUAAUUCCUACCAAAACAGAUGAAAACAGAAAAGAGCAUUUAAUACAGUAAUUAUGUAGAGCAGUGAUUCUGAGCCUUUUGCAUCUUUUGUCCCACCAGUCAUUUGGCCAAAGACCACAGUCUUAAAAUGCCCAGUCUCAUAGUAAAAACAAAGCUUCUCCUUUUCCUACAACUGUAUACAUUUUAGCACUGUAUUAAUCCUUAACAGAAAUUCUAAUUUUCAUGUCCCACCAGUUGAGAAACACUGAUCUUGGGGCACAACAUAAUGGCUAUUUAUUUGUGUAACACUAAUGUUGUGCUCUUUUUCCAUUUAAUUAUUUGACACAUAUUUACCAUUGUUAACAGUCAUUAAAUUUGUAUGUGUAUAAUAUAAUUUGCAACUGCUAAAUGUUUUAUGUAAUCUGUAAAUUAAAUUUCUAGAUACCUAUACCCAAUCUGAAUCAUUCCUAUGUAAUUUGGUCUUAAAAAUGUUUUGAUAAGCAACCCCUCAGAUAUAUGUGAAUGCUAAUUAUCUUGAUAUGUAUGCUGUGAUGAUUCAGGAUUAUCUCUAUAAGACUGAACUAAUGUUACCGUUUGAUUUGAAGUAUGAGUUAACUUGUGUUAAAGACACAUGUAUGGAAAUGUUUUGUACCAAUAAAUUCUUCUGGCAUCAUUUUCA